AUGUCCACACCCGACAUAGGGAGGUUGGAUCUUUCAGAACCAGAAUCAGAGAACGAAGACCUCUUCGCGUCCCCUUCUCGUGCCUCCAAACCAAGCCAGAAGUCCCCCGCCAAACAGCCCGAGAGUAGUCUUGCGCCGGCGCAACGGAGCGGCGAGUCCAAAUACGAUGCCGAGCAAGCGCGAGAGGUUGCCCUGCAACGCGAACUGGAGGGCGUAAGGAACAUCAAUGAGGUCAUCGAGAGGGUAGUUUCCAGCCUGGAAACGGCGAGGGGAAAUAUGGAUACGGUUUCGCGUACAGUCACAUCGGCAUCUACACUGCUUAAUACCUGGACCCGGAUCCUCUCACAAACAGAGCACAACCAACGGCUAAUCCUCAAUCCCAACUGGCAGGGCGCAAGCCAGGAUCUUGCAGACAUGGAGAAUGACUUGGUGCUGAAGGCACAGGCGGCUGAGAGGAGGGCGGCAGAGGAGGAGAGGAGAAGGGAAGAAACUAGACGUAGAGCUGAGGACGAGGAGAGACAAAGGCAAGCUGGGACAGCUCUUGAGCGGAUCGUCGCGGGCAGGGUCACAGCUAGGUAG
Messenger RNA from Drepanopeziza brunnea f. sp. 'multigermtubi' MB_m1, 579 nucleotides. Lineage: Eukaryota; Fungi; Ascomycota; Leotiomycetes; Helotiales; Drepanopezizaceae. The record is from RefSeq and is a predicted model, not a curated record.